AUGAACAGUCUAGACAGUUCUGGCACGUUGGCGGCUGAUUGCACCUUGGCUUGUCGAGCAAACAACGAAUUAUCGGAUACAUCUUCAUCACUUCCGGUCGUUAUUUUUACUCCUUCUAUGGUCUCUGAACCCGAAGCCAUGGCACUACGCGAGCAAGAGAUGGAGGCUUUGCAGGAGAGCGUGGCGACUCAGACGUGCGACACACCACCGCAGGAUGUCGAAAAGCAUACGUUAGAUGUUGGACCAACGACAGAAGACACAAAGGCGGAACGUGGGGUCGGAAAGAAGACACCUCGUAAGGGCAGGCUGUUGCACAAGUCCAACCGUCAAGUGGACGACAGCUCCGCAUCCGAGACUAGCGACAACGAGAGCUCAAGCGAUUCUGACCAAAGUAGUGAAGAUGAGAAACUCAAGGAGAAAAAAAGGCUGAAGAAGAUUAGAGCGGCGAUUGCACAAGCAGAAGUCAGAAAGAGGAAGAAGCAGAAGCAAAAGGAGAAGCUGAAGGAGAGAAUGAGGAGCAAGAAACACAAGAGCAAAAAGCACGAAUCAACCGACGAAGAUGAGAGCUCGGUCGACUCUUCUGAAUCCGAAUCGGAUUCGGAUUCAGAGGACGCCCGUAAGAAGAGCAAGCGUGUGCAAAGAUCGAGCGACUCCGACUCCGACUCGGAAGAUCUAUCAGCAGAGUAUAGCAGUGACCUGGGCACUGAGGACCAGAGUGCCAAACGGAAAAAGGCAAGGGCAAAGGCAAAGCGGAGCAGUAGGAAGACAAAAAAGAAGCUUGACAAAUAUUCGUCGUCUUCGGAAUCACUCUCUAGCGACGAUGAGGCCGUUCCAGUGCCCGGCUCUCCGCCAGACGUUCAUGUGGUAGAAGAUGACCUCGAAGCGCAAGUGGCGACGAUCAGUGGCCUUUUGCAUCGCCUCAAGGCCAAGCAAGCCUGUGUAGACGCGGCGGCUGUGUCGAUUCCCAAAGUGGAGAAAAUAGUGGGCAAAAAGGGGCUAGAGUUCAAGCGGGUGGACCAGGUGUUUGACAUGCAGAUCCACGACUGGAAGCUUGUCGAAAGCAGCCGUGAUCAGAAGGGUGAGUUUGACUGCGUAUUCACGGUGCGGCGGCGUCUCGACUGGCAAGGCAAGUAUAUUGAAACUCGAGUGGAUAUCAAAUCGAAGACUCUGCGGAACACGCUUCAAGAAGUGUUGAAGGACUGCAAAAGCAUUAGUCUUGUCGAGGAUACGCCCCAACUGGAUCCCCGCACACUGUUCCACUAUUACGAUGAGAUGAAGACGCAUGUCAAGAAGACGCUGAAACGGCAGCUUGGAAAAGCCAAGAGGCCGAAAGAGCGCAAGCGUCUUAAGCAGCAGGUUGUGCAGUGCAAGUUGCUGCUCAGCUAUGUGGACGAGGACUUUGGCGCUACUCGUAAAGCUCUGAAGCCCAUGGUCAAAGCAGGCACUAUUACGUACGAUCUGGUAUGGGCGCUCUUCAAGCCCAACACCAUUGCCUUUACACCUACGUACAACAACAAGGACGAUGCGCGGUGCUUUAGGGUGGGAACAGCAUACGAGGCAGAAAACUGGUUGACGGGCGUCAAGUCGUGGCGUGUUGAUGGCAAGUACCUCGAAUAUGACGGCAAAUCGUUUGGUCUUGGGGAACACGAAGUAUCGAUCCCGGCGUUCAAGGGGCACAAGAAGAUUACCAGUCUUGCUGUAUAUCCACUCAAGUACCACAAGGAUGCCAAGGGGAUCAAGAAGCAGCUGAUCGAGCGGGGCAAGAAGUUUGUCGCGCUCCAGGGCAUGAACUACCGGGUCCAAAAGGGGAUUGCGUAUAUGAAGCACAAGAAUAGCAUCGUGCGCUUCAUUGUUAAUGGUCGGGUCAUGGUUGAUCCUGCCAUGUUCCGCCGCAUGAACCCAAACUACCCGCUCUCAUACCUCCGGCCAGAUGAGCUAGCUGAUAAUGAGGAUGAGGAUGACGACGAUGACGAAGAGUGCUGCUGCGACUCCAGUGGAGAUGAGGAUGACGAAGAAAAGGAAAAAAUGCGCAUCGUCAUGUGGAAGGACAAGAGGGGUAGGAAACACCCUAUCCGAGUGUCACAGAGCGUCGUGGACAAGGAAAUGGGUACCGGUACUGAACAGCUGCUUGGCAGAGAUGAGGAUGCAACGGAAGAGCAACGUCAAGUCCUGACUGAAGAGGAACUCAUCAUCGCAUCACCGGUCGUGCUGGGCUUUGCCUUUUCCGAGAAGCUCUGGCUCGAAUUUUCUCUAUCGGGAAUUGAGGAGAUCAAGUGGAAUGAGGAAGCAUUUUCCAGUCUGGUGCUGCCGAGCCAGAUCAAGCAGAAUCUCAAGGGCCUGGUAUCUUCGCAUCGGUUCCACGCAGCCAAGACAAUUGACGAUGUGAUCCAGGGCAAGGGCAAGGGUCUCAACGUGGUGCUGCAUGGCCCGCCUGGGGUGGGUAAGACACUGACUGGGGAAUCAAUUGCCGAGUAUCUGCAGUGUCCGCUGUACGCAGUGUCUGCAGGGGAGCUGGGGACCAACAGCCGGGCGUUGGAAGCGGACCUGAACCGCAUCAUGGAGAUUACGCAUUCAUGGGGCGCCAUCCUGCUGCUGGACGAGGCGGACGUGUUUCUCGAGGCGCGGCAGCCAAACGACCUGCAUCGUAACUCGCUGGUGUCGGUGUUCCUGCGGCUGACCGAGUACUACCAGGGCAUCUUGUUCCUGACGACGAACCGGGUCGAGACUUUUGACGAGGCGUUCCAGUCGAGGAUCCACAUGGGGAUUCGGUAUGAAGAGCUGACUGCACGGGCCAGGAGGGAGAUCUGGCAGCAGCACGUGGGCAGGGUGGAGAGGAUGAAGGGGAGCCAGGGAAUGAAGGCGUUCACAGAAGCCGACUUUGACAUGCUAAGCCAGAGGGUGCUGAAUGGGCGACAGAUCAAGAACACAGUCAAGACAUCGCAGGCGAUUGCGGUGGCUGAGCAGAGUGCGUUUAGCAUGGAGCACGUCAAGCGGGUGUUGGAGGCUGGGGAGGCAUUUGACGACGAUAUGCGAGGGGGAAAGGGGUACCGGGAUGCGAUGCGGCAGUACACGUGA
This is a messenger RNA of Bipolaris oryzae ATCC 44560, 3075 nucleotides long. RefSeq lists its product as uncharacterized. Gene Ontology annotation, molecular function: ATP hydrolysis activity; ATP binding. The record is from RefSeq and is a predicted model, not a curated record. The transcript has 4 exons. Lineage: Eukaryota; Fungi; Ascomycota; Dothideomycetes; Pleosporales; Pleosporaceae. The coding region runs from base 1 to 3075 and encodes 1024 amino acids.